GUCCACGACGACCACGACGAGUGGUGGCAGCGCGCGCCUAAUCGACGCGUUUACAGCGCGUAGUGCAGCAUUUGUUGAUUUGUAAUUCAAGUGACAAGACGUCACUCAGCUUGGCAGGCAGACAACGGGCUAACAGGAAAGCAAAGCAAACCAAGCCAGCUAGUAGGCAAUAGUCGCCGCUAACAGUCAAGUCGAUUCGAUCCCAAACGAUCCGUCAGUUGGCCGCAUUCGCGUCGAGGAAAUAGUUGUAGUUGUGCAUUCGUUGGUGACGACUCGAUCAAAACACUCGUCGGUGGCCGUCGGUCGGUGGAGCCAAGCGAUACAACAUACAGUGACAUUUAUUUAUUUAACAUCGUAAUUGUUGGUAUUUUCUUUCCGCUUUUCUCCCUAUUCGUUGGUUACAAGACAGCCGCGGUGCACUCGUUCGUCGUUAACUCGCCGUUGAUGAUUGACUUUAUAAAGUGAAUAACGCGACAUUUGUGUGCGAAUUUUUUUCCGCAGCGCUAAAAUAAUUAAAUUUAAUGUAAUAAAAAAGAGAAAUAAAAAAUAAAAAAAAAUUAAUUAAGCUCUCAAGUGUCUAUUUAAACCGUUACGAUUAAUGUGUAAACGUUUUGUGUUCAUCGCGCUGCUUAAUUUGUAAACACUUUUGGUUAAUUUUAAUCCAUUUUUACCAAAGCUUGCUCACCACAUUCAUCAGCCCCCAUUUGGCUUGGCCGGGCGUUCCAAUCAUGUAUUAUCAUCCACUUAACAGUUAUCCCGGUUAUCAGAUGAACCCGACAAACGGCAUGGAUACAGAAGAUGUCGAAUCCACUUCCAGCAGCGCCAUGUCCAGACUUGGUACACUUUUCUCUUUCACAUCGCCUGCAGUAAAGAAACUACUGGGCUGGAAACAAGGCGAUGAAGAGGAGAAAUGGGCCGAGAAGGCAGUCGACAGUUUGGUGAAGAAGUUGAAAAAGCGCAAAGGCGCCAUUGAAGAACUCGAACGUGCUCUAUCCUGUCCAGGCCAACCCUCAAAAUGCGUUACAAUCCCACGUUCACUGGAUGGUCGCUUACAAGUAUCUCAUCGCAAAGGCCUACCACAUGUUAUAUAUUGCCGUGUAUGGCGUUGGCCAGAUUUGCAAUCACACCACGAAUUGAAACCAUUAGAGAUUUGUCAAUAUCCAUUCAGCGCUAAACAAAAAGAGGUUUGCAUCAAUCCUUAUCAUUACAAGCGUGUUGAAAGUCCUGUGCUGCCGCCGGUCUUGGUGCCACGUCAUUCAGAGUUUGCACCCGGCUUUUCCAUGCUCCAAUUAAAUCAGCCCAUGUCUGAGCCGCCAAUUCCACCCAACAUGAAUUUCUCCAAUAACGGCUUCAAUAAUAUGAGCCCCAACAGUCCGCCUCUAACAUCAGCCGGCAGUCCAAGCACGGUCAACUCAAACCCUAACUCACCAUACGGCAGUUUGGCAGGCACGCCACCGCCGGCAUAUAGCCCCUCAGAGGAUGGCAAUUCGAACAAUCCCAAUGAUGGCACACAAUUGAUUGAUGCACAGAUGGGCGAUGUUGCUCAGGUGAGCUAUUCAGAGCCGGCAUUUUGGGCUUCCAUUGCCUAUUAUGAGCUCAAUUGUCGUGUGGGUGAGGUAUUCCAUUGCAACAACAAUUCGGUCAUAGUCGACGGUUUUACGAAUCCAUCAAACAAUUCUGAUCGCUGCUGUCUGGGGCAGUUGAGCAAUGUAAAUCGCAACAGUACCAUAGAAAAUACACGCCGUCACAUAGGAAAAGGCGUUCAUCUAUAUUACGUUGCUGGCGAAGUGUACGCCGAAUGCCUUUCAGACUCGGCCAUAUUUGUGCAAUCACGAAACUGCAAUUAUCACCACGGCUUCCAUCCGAGCACUGUGUGCAAGAUACCACCCGGUUGUUCGCUGAAGAUCUUCAAUAAUCAAGAAUUUGCUCAACUCUUAUCGCAAUCAGUAAACAAUGGCUUUGAAGCUGUUUACGAAUUGACGAAGAUGUGCACGAUCCGCAUGAGUUUCGUCAAGGGUUGGGGCGCCGAAUAUCAUAGACAAGAUGUGACUUCCACACCAUGUUGGAUAGAAAUUCAUUUGCAUGGCCCAUUGCAGUGGCUUGAUAAAGUGCUGACACAAAUGGGCUCGCCGCAUAACGCCAUCAGUUCCGUAUCAUAAAAGCAAAAUGAUAUUGGUACAUACAGGCAUAUUUCAUUCUAUUUACAUUUCACCAUCUACAAGAGAAAAAAUCAACAAUAUGAAAUGAACUUGUAGCAAUUUCUUUGACAAAAAAUAAAGAAAAUUUGGAUAAUUCAUAUUUGAAUUAAUAAAGGUAUACGUAUUGUAAAUUUUCACCUGAUCUAAGAUAAAAAAUCUUAAGAAGUCCACGUUCAUUUGAUCCUACAAUCAAAAAAAAAGAGAAGAAGGAUUUUCGAAAGAUAGUAGCCAAAAUUGAAUUUAAAUAAUUUGAAUGUGUUGUAAAAUGCGCAUAUAUAGUGCACACUUUAUAUACUUAUUUUAAGAUAUUUUUGGGAAAAUUUGAAAACAAAUAUGAAAUAAGAGAAAGAAUGUCGAUAAUAAUAAUUAUCCAAGAUUUAUAAUAAGCAAUCUAAUAUAUAGUAUGUAUGUAAAAAUCAUAGCCAUCAAUAUCAUUUAAAUUUUAUGAACAGCAUACACAGCAGUUUCCAAGUUGCAAAACUUGAUGUGGUAUACCCGAUAUAUGUUUAUAAUACGUAUGUUUUUACAAUAUUACAAAAAUAUUUUUGAAAAACGUUAAGCAAUUUAAUUUUUAGUUUUAUAUAAUAAAAUUUUAUUCUUAUUAUUUUAGUAUUGUAGGAACAAAUGAAUGUGGACUUGUUGUUUUAUUUUAGAAAUUUCUCUUGUAGACCAGAAAUUCGAACUGAAGUUGAAAAGUGAAAAAAAUUGUGCUGCUUACGUAUUUUCAGUGCUUUUUACCACAUGCCUUGCGUUCCAAAAGGAACAAAAUUGAAUGCCUUAACCGAAUUAAAUAAAAUAAAUUUAAAAAUGCACACAUACAUACAUGCAAAUAAAUGUAAAUAAAACUCUCGGCCCGAUUAAUUGCUAGAAAUAAAAACUACAAUAAAAUUACGCAUUUAUGUUACGUUAUUAUUAUUAUUAUUUUUUUUAAUGGAGCUCACAAACAUGCCACUAACUAUGAAAAUUAAAAUUGCCUUCAAGUUUAUUUGAAUUUUUAAGACUUCAGUAAAUAUAUAUACACAAUAAAUGUGAAACUUGUAAUUGAAUCAUAUAUCUAUGUAUAGGUUGAAAAUUCGCUAUAUAUUUGUAGCUUUUCGCCCAUUUGCUUUGCGCUUUGUAUUUUGCUAUAAAAUAUGAAUAGUUGUAUGUUAUUCUAUAAUUAUUGAUAAUACUUUAUGUAAACCCAUUGUAGUUGUAAAAUAAAUUUCAAAUAAAGUUCAAUGGAUUUCCUGCAAAAACUAAA
Molecule: messenger RNA, 3441 nt
Organism: Ceratitis capitata (Mediterranean fruit fly)
Lineage: Eukaryota; Metazoa; Arthropoda; Insecta; Diptera; Tephritidae
Gene: Mad
Product: protein mothers against dpp
Exons: 4
Coding region: 729-2159 (476 amino acids)
Biological process (GO): transforming growth factor beta receptor signaling pathway; BMP signaling pathway; cell differentiation
Cellular component (GO): heteromeric SMAD protein complex
Molecular function (GO): I-SMAD binding; DNA-binding transcription factor activity, RNA polymerase II-specific; RNA polymerase II cis-regulatory region sequence-specific DNA binding
Source: RefSeq, a predicted model, not a curated record